AUGUCCACAAGCUUAGAACCUCAAACCAAGAGUGGUUUGGUACUGCCGUCACCAAGAGAUCCAGCUCCUCCAGUCACCUUGGAACUGUCAAUGACUUCAGAUCAACCUCAUGUUUUGAAAGCAACAGAUGAGAGCGUGCUUAAGUAUUUCCCUCAGAGAGAAAUCUCUGCCGCCAGAACAUUUCCCCAGAGAGAAAUCUUUGCCACCAGAAUAUUUUCUCCAGCCUGUGGAAGAAAUGCUCAACGUAUUAGCACAGAUGAGCACCUGAAAUUUGUUUCUUCUGAAAACGGCAAUAGUGUUGGCUGUGAAAGAACGAUUUCGGAGCUGAUGCCUUCUGAGAAGACAGUCAAGAGUGAAGCCAAUCAUGCUGGAGAGAAGCAUAAACUGGCGGUGGGAAAGUCUAUUUCUCCUUUGAAUGAAAAGAAACAUAAAACAGAAAAUUUGGGAGGAUUAACUACAAAGAACAGAGUGCCUCCUAAGGGAAAGGUUGUUUACCUAGAUCCAGCCCAACUUGUUACCAGGCAUACGGAUGAUAAUGGCUGCAAAACAAUUGUUUCACAUGACAGAGUCAUUGAGGCCCUCAAUCUGUUCAGGAAUUUUUUAAAGGAAGAAAGAAAAAAGUCGAAGGAGCGAGGAAGUUCAACCAAUUGGAUUAAUAUGCUAGCCUAUGAGCGUCUAAAGAAAACACAUAUGUGGGUUAACCCUGGGAUAGCAAUCUUGGGUUCCAUCCCUGGGUUUGAAGUUGGUGAUAAAUUCCAGUACAGAGUGGAGCUCUCAAUUGUUGGCCUCCAUCGCCCCUUCGAGUCUGGCAUUGAUUACUUAAAGAAAGGUGGAAAAAUUAUUGCCACAAGUAUUGUUGCGUCUGGGGGUUAUGAUAAUGACUCGUCUAGUCCUGAUGUCUUGGUUUAUAGCGGUCAAGGCAGCAAGCCAAACAAAGGAGAUAAACGACCCAAGGAUCAAAAGCUCGAGGGAGGAAAUCUUGCACUUAAAAACAGCAUUGAUGAAAAAAAUGUUGUAAGGGUUAUCUUUGGAUCGAAAGAAUUGCAAGACUUUGAUUCCAUCUAUGCUCGGGGAAAGAAAGUUUCGUAUUUUGUCUACAAUGGGAUUUACAUGGUGGAGAAAUAUUGGCCGGAAACAGGCGAAUCUGGGACUUCCAUCUUUAAGUUUCAGUUGAGAAGAGUAUCAGGAAGUUGA
Telopea speciosissima is the source of this 1194-nucleotide messenger RNA. RefSeq names its product YDG domain-containing protein At5g47150-like. The record is from RefSeq and is a predicted model, not a curated record. The coding region runs from base 1 to 1194 and encodes 397 amino acids. The transcript has a single exon. NCBI's taxonomy places the organism in Eukaryota, Viridiplantae, Streptophyta, Magnoliopsida, Proteales, Proteaceae.